This is a messenger RNA of Spodoptera litura, 3461 nucleotides long. Lineage: Eukaryota; Metazoa; Arthropoda; Insecta; Lepidoptera; Noctuidae. The record is from RefSeq and is a predicted model, not a curated record.
AUGACACAAACCAAGAGAUGUACUCCUGGUUGAUGUCGGUGUGGGUGGGCAGCGAGGCCCCGGCGGCGUACACCGCGGCGGGGGCGGAGGCCUGCCUGCUGCCGGACUGGCUGCGCCUGCACAUGGUGCGCUCGGCGCGCCCGCCGCUGCUCGAGGCCGGCAUGAGAGCUCUACCUGCGCCUAAACUGGCACUCUUUAUACAGACUUUCGGCAUGCCUGUGCAAGCUAUGAGUGCGCUCCUCUCAGCGCUGGACGCGUGUCCGGCGGGUGCCCUGUCCCGCCUGGGCGUGGAGCGCGGGUACAUGUCGCAGUUGCUGGGCGUGCAGCGCGCGCGGGGGGCCACGGGUGGACAUGCCUUCGCAGCCACGCUCAGACUCGCGCCGCUCACAUACCCACCUGACGACAAGUUAUUCGUGAAAGAAGAACUACCGAUGGAGCCGGAGGACGAGUGGGGUAGCUGUGUAGUACCGGCGCCAUUACAUCCAGACCAAGUGGCUCCACUGCUCAACACCGUGUUCCUCGCCGCCAACAGCUUCCACGGAGACAUCGACUCCGCCUUCUCCGAGCUUAUUGCGGUGGCAGACACCCUGCUGAUGCAGUGCAAGUUGCUGGCGGGCCCAGUGGUGGACGUACUGCGCAGUAUGAUGCAGAGCGGCGCCACCGUCAAACGAGAGCUCGACAUACACGUGCCGCACCAUGCCAACAAGCAACAACUCAUUGCAGCGUUGGAGGCCGCGUCUCCCAGUACAUUGGAAGCUCUGGGCAACCGCAUCAUAUCGAGCCAGGACACGCGCGUCAUUGUGGACGUCAUCACACACAUACUCGAGAAGAGCCAGGAUGGACACUACGAGUCCAAGAUAAAACACGAGGAUGGUAGUGCGGGUCCUGCACAUGUGUUCUCCCGCGGCGGCCUGGGCUGCGGCCUGCUGCUGGACUGGAUGUCGGAGCUGCAGAGGGAGGCUCUCGGGCCCAGCGACCAGAGGCAUCGACAGAUGCAGCUAAUGUUCCGGUCGGGCUGCGCCCCCUGGCGGCCACUGCUGGUGACCCUGCUGGCCCACCGUGCGUCCUGGAGGACCCUGCACUACUGCCUCACCACGCUGCUGCAAGAUGAGGGUGGCUGGUCUCCGAGCGCAGUGCUGGACUUCGCGGAGACGUUGGUGGAGAGUCCUCGCGUGUGGCAGGGACGGGACAAGACCACGCCCAAACAUUACGUGCCCGACGACACGCUGCGGCUGAACUACCAGCAGCUGGGCGUGAUGGUCCGCUACGUGGCGGAGGAGGUCCGCGCGGUGGAGCGCGACGGCGGCGCGGCUGACAUGAAGGUAGGACCAUGGACGGGAGACCAGCAGCUGCUGGCCGUGGCGGCCGCCGCGCAUCAUCACGACCCACUGCUGCUGCUACUGCUGUACAUGAAGGUAGGACCAUGGACGGGAGACCAGCAGCUGCUGGCCGUGGCGGCCGCCGCGCAUCAUCACGACCCACUGCUGCUGCUACUGCUGUACAUGAAGGUAGGACCAUGGACGGGAGACCAGCAGCUGCUGGCCGUGGCGGCCGCCGCGCAUCAUCACGACCCACUGCUGCUGCUACUGCUGUACAUGAAGGUAGGACCAUGGACGGGAGACCAGCAGCUGCUGGCCGUGGCGGCCGCCGCGCAUCAUCACGACCCACUGCUGCUGCUACUGCUGUACAUGAAGGUAGGACCAUGGACGGGAGACCAGCAGCUGCUGGCCGUGGCGGCCGCCGCGCAUCAUCACGACCCACUGCUGCUGCUACUGCUGUACAUGAAGGUAGGACCAUGGACGGGAGACCAGCAGCUGCUGGCCGUGGCGGCCGCCGCGCAUCAUCACGACCCACUGCUGCUGCUACUGCUGUACAUGAAGGUAGGACCAUGGACGGGAGACCAGCAGCUGCUGGCCGUGGCGGCCGCCGCGCAUCAUCACGACCCACUGCUGCUGCUACUGCUGUACAUGAAGGUAGGACCAUGGACGGGAGACCAGCAGCUGCUGGCCGUGGCGGCCGCCGCGCAUCAUCACGACCCACUGCUGCUGCUACUGCUGUACAUGAAGGUGCCGAAGAUCCUGCCGCUGGUGCUGCAGUCGGGCCCGCGCAGCCGGCCGCUGUCGCUGCUGCCGGUGCCGGCGCCGCUGCGCGCGGCGUCCGCCAGCUCCACCAGCGCCACCGACCGCGUGGCGCACGCCCUGCUCACCGCCAUCGCCGCGCCCGCCGCGCACUCCAAGGACUACAACCAGAGACUGUGGCGCAUGGAAGCAGAAGUCCGAGGUCUGUGGGCGCGAGUGGGCGGCGCGGGGUCCCGCGCGCUGGGGCUGGCCGCCGCCCUGCUGCAGGGCGCCGGGCCCCACCUGCGGUACCACACGCACGUCCUGGCCGCGCUCGAGGUCCUGCCCGACCACGAGCUGUUCGCGCCCACCAACACCGCAGACGUGCAUAGCAUCCUGGAGUGCUUCCUGUCCCUGGCCCGCUCGCAGCCCGGCGGGGCCGCCAGUCCACUGCUGCACCGCGUGUCCGCCGUACUGCGCCGCUACCUCGCCUGCAGGCCGCAGCUCGCCGGGGCCCUGCUGCACCAACACAAGGACACUAUCGCGCCGCAGCUCGCCGGGGCCCUGCUGCACCAACACAACGCCGCGCCGCACGCCGCCGCGCCGCACGCCGCGCUCCGACACACCGCGCUCUCGCUGCUCGCCAAGCUACUGCCCGCCGUCACCGACACCACGCCCGGUCUGCAAGCAGUACUGGAGUGUCUGGACUCUCACCAGCCUGAAGUGACGCAAUCACUGCUGGACAAGCUGCCAGAUAUACUAGUGGGCAUGCAGGAGCACGCCGCCAAGAUACUGAUGCGAGUAUUCGAGCUGGGACUCAAGUCGCGGCACCCCGUGGAGCCCUGCAUCGCCAAGUGUGUCACCACCAUUAACUUACAUCGAGGAUGCUAACUUGAAGAUUGUAUAUGACCAGACUAAGGAGAAAAUCGAAGUGUGAAAAAUAAAUAAGAACACCUCAAUAAUAAGAGACAAGAGAAAGAAAGACAUUUUAGUCUCAUUGUGUGAGCGAGAUAAAAGUUAGAUUGUUCGGACACAAAAUCUGAGCAAUCACUUUGGUUGUGUGAUAGGAUGUCAAAUAUUAUAUUAUUAUGUGUUUGUUAGUGAAUGAAUUAUGACCAAGUUUGUAAAAACUGUGAAGAUAAGUAAAUAACAAAUUUAGUCUGACUGGACUCGACUUGAUUUCGUUUAGUAAAAAUAGAGGUACUGGGAAUGAAUUUGAGUAUGGAUGCUUUAGAAUUAUGUUCGUACUUUAAACAAUAUUCAUCUCAUAGACUAGCAAACAACAAUAGGUAUUGUACCAUAAACAAUAAUUAAUACACAGUGACUUUUCCAAGAGCAAAAGUUAAAAUUACGCCAUGUAAUAUCAUUCAGAAGAUGAACACUGUUUAUUGACCACUCUUGAUA